AAAGGUCGAGCGAGCCGGAGGCGGAGGAGGAGGGGGAUGUGGCGGCCGGGGUGUGGCAGGGAAAGGCACCUCCAAACAAAAGAGAGGAUACUUUGGUCCUUUUCCCUGCUUGCUCAUGCGAUGUAACGACUGCGCGUGAUCGACUGGAAUACCCUCUGUCUCUCUCUCUCUCCGUCUCUAUCUUUCUUCUCCUCUCUCUCUUCCCGUAUAUGUACUUCUGACACUCGACCACAAGCAAGGAAGGGAGGAUAGAAAAACGAAAGAAAGACAAGUAGGGAGGCAUGGUGGCUGCCAUUUCUUGCCCUACCAGGAAGUUCGUCUCGAAUCUGGUCGAGAAGAUCUUCAGUAGGAGAUUAGCAACCAUGGGGCAGUUGUCUGCUACAGCAUCCGAGCAGCUUAUGAACUACGAGUCCCAGUACAGCGCCCACAACUACCAUCCGAUACCGAUAGUGUUCUCAAAGGCAAAAGGAACGCGUGUUUGGGAUCCGGAAGGCAACAGAUAUUUGGAUUUUCUCUCUGCGUAUUCGGCCGUUAACCAGGGUCAUUGUCAUCCAAAAGUUGUAGACGCAUUGAUUGAACAAGCCAAAAGGCUUACUUUGAGUUCGAGAGCAUUUUACAAUGACAAGUUUCCUAUGCUCGCUGAGUAUCUUUCACACACUCUGGGUUAUGACAUGGUUCUGCCGAUGAAUACUGGGGCUGAAGGUGUGGAGACAGCAAUUAAAUUGGCUAGGAAAUGGGGUUAUGAAAAGAAAAAUAUUCCAAAAAAUGAGGCUAUCAUUGUUUCUUGUUGUGGAUGCUUUCAUGGUCGCACAUUAGGUGUGAUAUCUAUGAGCUGUGAUAAUCAAGCAACACGAGGUUUUGGUCCCAUGUUACCUGGCCAUGUAAAAGUUAAAUUUGGAGAUGCAGAUGAACUUGAACGCAUUUUCCAAGCUGAGGGUGAGCGAAUUGCUGGAUUCCUUUUUGAACCUAUUCAAGGAGAGGCAGGGGUCAUAGUUCCACCUGAUGGCUAUCUGAAAGCAGUCAGAGGACUCUGCUCCAGUCAUAACAUAUUGAUGAUCGCUGAUGAAAUACAAACUGGUAUUGCACGCACUGGAAAAAUGUUGGCAUGUGACUGGGAGAACAUUCGCCCUGAUGUUGUUAUACUUGGAAAAGCAUUAGGUGCUGGUGUGCUGCCUGUAAGUGCAGUGCUUGCUGACAAAGAUAUCAUGCUUUGCAUCAAACCAGGCGAGCAUGGAAGCACAUUUGGAGGGAACCCUUUGGCAAGUGCUGUCGCAAUAGCUGCUCUUGAUGUUAUCAAAGAUGAGAGUCUUGCUGAGAGGGCUCUUGAGAUGGGAGAUGCAUUCAGACAGCUGCUAGGUGAGAUCCAGCAGAGGUUUCCUCAGAUAAUUAAAGAGGUAAGAGGAAAGGGAUUGCUGAAUGCAGUGGAGCUCAAUGGCCAGUCACUUGCUCCUAUCACGGCUUUUGAUGUUUGUCUCAAGUUGAAAGAAAGAGGAAUUCUUGCAAAGCCCACUCAUGACACCAUAAUUCGUCUAGCUCCUCCAUUAUGCAUUAGUUUGGAGGAGCUGCAGGAAGCAGCAAAAGCACUAAAUGAUGUUUUGGAGUCUGAUUUGCCGAAUAUGAAAGAAGAGAAGCCUGCAACGGCAGUUCAUGCUGCCCCUGAGGCAUGCGAUCGCUGUGGCCAACGGACAUACAGCACAUGAGUGGAGUUUUGCUGUGCACCAAAUAAAAUUG
This is a messenger RNA of Nymphaea colorata (pocket water lily), 1731 nucleotides long. Its product is annotated as ornithine aminotransferase, mitochondrial. Gene Ontology annotation, cellular component: cytoplasm. The record is from RefSeq and is a predicted model, not a curated record. Gene Ontology annotation, molecular function: identical protein binding; pyridoxal phosphate binding; L-ornithine transaminase activity. The transcript has 10 exons. Lineage: Eukaryota; Viridiplantae; Streptophyta; Magnoliopsida; Nymphaeales; Nymphaeaceae. The coding region runs from base 282 to 1700 and encodes 472 amino acids.